Molecule: messenger RNA, 2318 nt
Organism: Ceutorhynchus assimilis (cabbage seed weevil)
Lineage: Eukaryota; Metazoa; Arthropoda; Insecta; Coleoptera; Curculionidae
Source: the annotation of a GenBank genome assembly
CCACCACAGGUUAUGAUUCCGCGGGCUUUUGCUUUAUGCAUACUUGGUUUUAGUAUUUUAACACUCUAAAACCACGCUUUUCUAAGUCUCGUUUGCAUCUUCCUCUUUGCCUAUUAUGUUAAUCGAAAGUAAAUAAUAUUUUCCAUCAUAAAUGUAUAUUCUAAGCUACGACAGUACCUAGUUGAUGACUUGGUGCUAUACAAUAUGGCCGUGAUUCCCAAAAACGAGGCCGAUAAGCAAUCCUAUCUAGUAGUUUGUAUUAUCCUUGGUGACCAAGGACUACCAAGGGCAAUAAAUACUGCGGUAUUUACUUUACCGGUCAAUCGCUUGAAAGCCUCCAUAACCUUCAAAGAAAUCAGCUGUUUGCUGUUUAUGUUUAUAAUUUUCGACUUCUGCCUUUAAUUUAUUAGUUUAGGACAGUUUACCUAGUAGUCUUUUCUCUGGUUAGUUGUACGUUUAUCAUUUUGAUUUUGAAUAUACAAUUUUAUUUAUUUGAAAAAUAAACACAAUGAAUCAUCCAAGGAAUCCUCCUCAAAAAUCCAUAAUGAAAUUCCCUAGGAAGAAACGACGCCCUGAGAACAUAGUAAUUCGCCUUCUAAACAGGCAAACACAUUGUUCUGCUCCUGGCACUCAACUGCACACAAUUCGCCAAUUUUACCAAAACAUCUUUCCCAAUUUCACGAUCAUAAACGUGGACAAGCCGCCGUGUUUCCUAAGGAAAUUCAGCCCUGAUGGCAAGAACGCUAUAGCAUUUUCUUCAGAUCAAAGCUCAUUGGAAGUGUACUGGUAUAAGGGACCAGCAGCUGCAGCGGAUUUAUUACAGAAUAUUGGCAAUGGAAUACAAAAGGAUAAUAAGCUACAGGAGAUGAUCAAGAGGAACAUAUUUAGUAGAUUUUUCAAGUUGAAACACUCUAUAAACAUCACUGCCAGUGAACAAUUGAACAGGGAGUGCAGCCUAUUUAGUGAUGAUGGCCGUUAUGUGAUAGUAGGUUCAGCCUCCUAUAUUCCUGAAGAAAUCAGACCACAUUUUUAUGAAAUUUAUACUAAUAAUGAGUCUGUAACACCUACAAUGAGGUCCCCACUAGAAGACUACACUCUAAAUUUAGUUGAUCUACAUUUAGGCAAACUCUGCGACACUCGCCAGUUUAAAGUAGACAAAAUCUUUUUAUCACACAAUCAAGGCCUUUAUUUAUACAAAGACACUUUGGCAGUGCUGUCAGUGCAACACCAAAUAAUCCACAUAUUCCAAAUACUGGACGGCAUGUUUGUGGAUGUGAGAAAAAUUGGUCGCUUUUGCUAUGAAGAUGAUUCGUAUUUGUUCAAUUUGGUUUAUCCCAGUGAGAGGGCUUUUAAGGAUGUUUGUAUCAAUUCAUUAAAACAUCGAUUGUUAGCAUUUUUAUUUAAAAGGGCCAAAAAUAUCAGUUCACAGACCAGAGAUCCAUCGGAAUUAAGGAAGUUUUUUCAUUAUUUUGAUAACUUCAAUUCGUUGAAAAUGUGGAAGAUGCAACUAUUGGACGAAAACCAUCUGUUGAUUAAAUAUGCCAGUGAGGAGGUAGUCACUUUAAAACAAACUGACUCGAAUAGUAGCGAGCCACAAUUUUUUGUUGUUUACAACAUUAUUGACAGUAGAGUUGUAGCUGUCUAUGAAAACAGUUCAACGGAGCUCGUAAAGCUCUUUGAGGACUUUAGCGACUCUUUCAGGAACGCUUGUUUGCAUAGCGACACACAAUUUACUUGUAAUCCUUCUAAUAAUAUUUAUGCGAAGCUACAUCAUUCAAGGUACAAACACACAAUUAUGAUAGCAAAAUUCGGCGGUAGAGCUGAAGCUAUUCGUAGAAUCUUGGCUCAUUUGCCCAUAAGUGCCCAAUCAUAUACGACAUCGCCCUAUCUCGAUUAUUCUUUGUUUAGUUAUGAUGAUAAGUGGAUUUCGGUUAUGGAGAGGCCUAAACCUUGUGGAGAACAUCCUAUCAGAUUCAAUGCCAGAGAGUCUGGCUAUUUAAAAUUCCGGCUCUACGUCGAUAAUCAUAAACAUUUGGUGACAACAGCGCGGCGAUUGGUCGCGUUUACAUUUCAUCCAACUGAUCCGUUUGCGGUAUCUGUACAGAGAACCAAUUCAGAAUAUAUUGUCAAUUUCCAUGUGAGAUUAGAUAAUCAGAAUCCAGAUUAUAAUCCCAAUGAUGAUGAUCAGAAUAAUUGUUUUUGACAGCUGUGAUUUUGGUAUAUUUUCAUUUCCUUGUUUACCUUUUUGAGGGUUGAGCUAGCCUAUUUUUGUAAGUAUGUAAAAUUAUGUAAAAAAAAUAAUAAAAUCUCUAAUCUUA